Syngnathus typhle (broad-nosed pipefish) is the source of this 822-nucleotide messenger RNA. It is a transcript of the gene cdc26, whose product is annotated as cell division cycle 26 homolog. The record is from RefSeq and is a predicted model, not a curated record. Gene Ontology annotation, biological process: regulation of mitotic cell cycle; protein K11-linked ubiquitination; anaphase-promoting complex-dependent catabolic process. Bases 201 to 470 code for a protein of 89 amino acids. Gene Ontology annotation, cellular component: anaphase-promoting complex. The transcript has 3 exons. NCBI's taxonomy places the organism in Eukaryota, Metazoa, Chordata, Actinopteri, Syngnathiformes, Syngnathidae.
AGCCGUGGAGGGCAGUAUUACGCCGCGUUACGGCUGCACUGCGGAAAAUCUGACGGAAGAAGAAGAAGAAGAGGUUGCGCUUCCUGUAGGCGCUGCUACAGCAACGAAAAACGACAACAUCUCAAGCCGCAAAAGACUACAAAAGUCAUUUCGGCGAGGACACAACGCAACUUGGAAUCAAUUGAACAGCUUCCGAAAAGAUGUUGAGGAGAAAACCAACUCGUCUGGAGCUUAAGAUCGAUGACACGGACGAGUUUGAGAGCAUCAAGAAAGAGCUCGAGGCACGGAAACGGCAACGAGAAGAGGUGGAGUCGGGAGCCGGAGUGGGCGGGGACUCUGUGGGCAGCACUGACGUCAUUGAAACCCCGCCCAGCUGUACCGCUGCGUCGAGGGCGGAGCGAAUUGGCUACAAACCGCACCCCAAAGCCACCACCCUGCCCACCCUCUUUGGAAGUUUACAAUUUUCAUAAAUUCACUUGAGUUGCAAUUAGUCGACAUCACUAAGGCCUGAAUUGGAUGUACUUUGGGGUUUUUUUUAAGCCAUUAUCUUUCGGGAGCUGCUGCCGUAAUGGAGCUACAGCCCCGCGCUGUGAUCAACACGCAAAGGUUUGAUUUACGUCCUAAAUGCAGCAAUUGCUUUCUAAAAGCUUUCAUUAGUCGGCGGGACUAGCGACGUACGGAAAGGCGGCACCGGGUGGCCACUCUGUCCUCUCAAGACUCAUCACAUCAAGAAAUAACAUGAUUACUGAUUGUCUUUUCAAAGUUUUUUAAGAUUUGCUGAGAAACAAAAAGAAUAAAUACAAAUAAAAAGUAAAGCAUGAA